Messenger RNA from Zasmidium cellare ATCC 36951, 2022 nucleotides. RefSeq lists its product as uncharacterized. NCBI's taxonomy places the organism in Eukaryota, Fungi, Ascomycota, Dothideomycetes, Mycosphaerellales, Mycosphaerellaceae. The record is from RefSeq and is a predicted model, not a curated record. The transcript has 4 exons. Bases 1 to 2022 code for a protein of 673 amino acids.
AUGAUCAUUCCUAUCAACGUGACCUAUGCUUCGAGCUAUUACACCGCGCAAUCAUAUUAUGUGUGGGACCAACUCAUGACUAGCAGCGGAAGAUGGGGCUCAUAUGAUGCCGUCUUGUUCAGCGAGGGGUGCGAUGUGAAUGGGAAGACAGACUGCCGUGUGGCGUGCGAGGAUCUGCAGUCGGUGUGGAAUACGGCUGGCUCGAUCUUCACGUUGCACAAUUGCAUGAUGUAUCCUCUCAUAAUCGAAAUGUACAACGCAGACAAUUUGACAUCCGAAUCAAUAGAUGUCGCCGCACGGUUCAACAUCGUUCCCACAGAUGUCUCUGAAAAGGCCAACAAUAUGGAGACCAUCGCCACUUGCGUCACGGACUUCUGUAAUACUGCCAACGCGAAGAACACGCCGGGUUGCUUUCCCCCUUGGUCUACACCGCCGUUUUACACGGACUUCUGGGGACACAAUUGCACGGGACAGGAGAAUGAUAAGAUAUGGGAUGGGUGUAGACCGGAUUAUGAAUUGAUGCUCGUAGCUUACAUCGUGCAAGUCGCCGUCGUCCUGCUAACUUGCAUUCUUUGGCACUGCCUACAGGACUGGGCGAAACUCGUCGUGUUCAUCCACACGAAGCUCUGGAGACGAUCUGAGGAUCCUUGGAUCUCAGCAGAGAAGUCACAGGCCAAGCUCAAGAAGACCAAGCUGUACGCUUCGUUCGUCAAAGCCUUGGCGGAAUUCCAAAAAGCCCAGGUCUUCUUCCUCGCGGCUGUCCUCGUCGCUGCACUAAUUGCCUGGUUCCAUCCAACAGUCUUGUCCAAUGAUCCUGAUCAGCAGCUGGAUAAGCACGAUCAACAACGAGCGACAGCGACUCUGAGCAAGAACCUGAACAUGUUCAUCGACCUGGCGUACGCCGGUUCCUUUCCAGUCGUGCUUGGGUUGCUGACGCUCAGGAACGCCGGCAAGAGGGAUACGUACACUCUCGUCAUCUCCACGUUUCCGCUCAUCCUGGCAGUCAUCCUGCUGAUAUCGACAGCAGAUCAAAUGGAUGCGGAAGAUCAGGUUGCUGUCGCACCGAGCGGCGGGCCGGACUCUUGUGCUGGCGUCAAGCCGACGGAUUACUGCUUCCCGAGUACGUACACCCCGGGGAUGCUGGCGAAGAUAGGUGGAUGGCCCAUCAUCGUCUGCUUCGUGGUCUUCCUGUGUAUCCUGCUGGAAAGACUCAAACUGUUCAAAGACCACAACAAGCCACCUGCACCCCAACGCAUCUCGAGAAAACCAGACAAUGCAGUUGCCAGGCUCUGGAGACGAAUCAAAGACGGCUCUGUGCACAGACAAAACCCCUUUGAGGCUUUACGGGACUGGACGCUUCGACGGCAGCGACUCUGGGUACGCUAUGAAAGGUUUGUUCAAGACAGCCGCUGGCUGCGAUGGACUCCCGUCCUUUAUGUCGAUACCGCGGAGAGCCUUAUCCACACGAUUGGUAAGGUCAUCGUUUUAGCCGCAGAGAUCACCCUUGGCGCCUUCAACGUCGUGCUCCUCCACGAGUACGCCCGCAUCAUCCGACCGAAAGAGUACCGCGUCUCCGACUUUCAGCUCUGGACGCUAGGCCAGGUCAUCGCGGUCACGGUCUGGUUUCCAGUUCUGGUGGAGUUCAUCUGGGACUGCUACGCAUCGCGCUCAUCAAUUUCUGGCAGAGGAGACAGCAGACGACGAGCCAGACGAAUCCCAUCAUUCGAAAACGGUCGACGAACAACACCACCACCGGGCGAAAAAUCAAACACCGACAAGAUCCAACGAGAAAAAAAUUCCAAGAUGUGUAUCACCGGUGCCUUCUACCUCUUCCGCAAAUCCCGACAGAAUAAACAGGGUCAGGACACUGGAGAACCGCCGGCGAGAGAUAGGUACUAUACCCCGAGGGAGGGUCAGAAUGGAGGGAGUGCUCAGGCGCCGCCGGGUUAUGGUAGUGGAGGGAGGGUUGAGCAGACUGGGUAUGGCAAUGGUGGGAGUGCGCCGAGAGCUGGUGGAUGGUGA